Pseudonaja textilis is the source of this 1526-nucleotide messenger RNA. NCBI's taxonomy places the organism in Eukaryota, Metazoa, Chordata, Lepidosauria, Squamata, Elapidae. The record is from RefSeq and is a predicted model, not a curated record.
UUUCGGAGAACUUGUUUUUCCGCUCCUGUUCUCGGCGUUUGCAUUCAGUCCACGCUUUUUGCAUUUUCAGCCCACAACUUAGCCAAGGAGCAGCGGCUGAACUUUGGGGACGACAUUCCAAGCGCCCUGCGCAUCGCCAAGAAAAAGCGUUGGAAUAACAUUGAGGAGAAGCGGAUCAACCAGGAGAACGAGUUGCACGCUUAUCUCACCAAGCUCAUCAUGGCGGAGAAGGAGAGGGAGUUCGACGAAUGCCAGCGGGCCCAGGAGCAGGAGAACAUGGAUGAAAACCGAAGCCGGUCACAGUUGGCCAACAUCAAAGCCAAACACGAAAAAUAUCUAGCAGACAUGGACGAACUCUUCUCCCAAGUGGACGAGAAGCGGAAGAAACGGGACAUCCCUGAUUACCUGUGUGGGAAGAUCAGUUUCGAACUGAUGCGGGAGCCUUGCAUUACGCCGAGUGGGAUCACCUACGACCGGAAGGACAUCGAAGAGCACCUCCAGCGGGUCGGCCACUUCGACCCUGUGACUCGAAGCCCGCUGACCCAGGACCAGCUGAUCCCAAACCUGGCCAUGAAAGAGGUGAUCGAUGCCUUCAUCUCCGAAAACGGCUGGGUGGAAGAUUACUGACCUCCGAAGGAUGGGAGGGCUCCUCGGGAACCUCCAGCUACUACAGCGACCAAGAAGGACUCCCCACCCUCUGGACCGCGCCAGGCUGCCCGCUGGGCCACCCCCAUGCCUUAGCCUCUUCCCCCUUUCUCGCCGUCUUCGUCCGCCCAGCUCGGCUGAGUUGGGGUCGGCUCCCCUUCCCUCCUCUGGCAGGCAGGGGGGUGGGGUAGCUCCGUGGCUGCCGUGGUUCUCCUUCCGGGCAACAAGGAGACCUCGGCCUUCGAUCUGGACACGAUGGAAGAUGUUUCCCAUCACAGAAGCUUGAGGAAGCGAGUUCCUUUACCCCGGGCUUCGUAAGGCCCACUUUGUAAGCCCGUCUUGACUUUGGUAGCACACCGUAAACCCUUCCCACAUCCAUCCAGAUCCCUUCACACAUACACACACCCUUUGCUCAGCACGCCUUCCUCCCACGCCGUCAGCCCUCACCAAGAACCUGGCCUCUCCAUGGAGCAAAGACUGGAUCCAGCCCACCCACCCGCCUUCCAGGAGACAUCCCCUACCCCAGCCGUUGCUGCUGCUUCUCCUGUACAAAGUUUCCCUUCUCGACCUCUGUUUUCCCUGCCUGUUCCGAAGACCUGGAAGUUUUGCGUCUGCUUCUCUGUAAAUAAACGGUCACCGAUUUGGGGGCAAAGAUCGGGGAGGGGUGAGGAGAGGUGGUUAUUAUUUCUGUUUUCUCAAAGAUAGGAAGGGGGCUGGAAUUGGGCGAAACGCUGGCAGCAGAUUAUAUCGAGGGGUGGGAAGAGAGCGGAGCCCUGUGCACAGCGCUCCGUACUGUGUAGUUUGUUUAUCUGUUAUAAUACUCAAAAAAAAAAAGUUUUUUGUUUUCGGGUUGGUUUUGAAUUAAACUUCCCCCCCUUCCC